UUACAGCAACUUUCUUGUCUUCAAUCUUCAGAUGGGGUAUUACCGUCAACAUGGCAAGUUUGUUGGUUCCUACGAGUCAUGCAGUACAGCGGCAUUCAAACAUGGCCGUACAGAGACUGUGCGUCCUGCAUCACUCGCCACAGUUGCCUGCAGUCAGGCGUUUGAUAGAACCCAUAAAGCAGGCGUAGACGAAAUGACUAGUUUGAUACAGAAAGCAUCGGAGUAUCACAAUCAGUUGAUUAAAGAAGCUGCCAUGGGUAAGUGCUUUUGAAAUAUUAAGGCGAUUUUUGCUGCGAUUUUCUCCUUUUGGAGGAUGUGAAGGAGUAGAUUACUUAAUGAUGUUGUUAUGAGAUUCCAUAACCUGGAACAUUUAUAACUCAUCCACUUCUUCACAUCCUCCAAAAGGAGAAAAUCGCAGCAAAAAUCGUCCGUGUAAACGGGCCUUUAGAGAGGUUAAGAUGCCCCAGUUUACGGUAUGAGUAUCGCCAUUUUGUUUACCAAUUUUCGCUGAUGUCAGCAUGUUUACGCGGAAUUUCUACCCGUUUUCCCGCGGUAAACUAUGGUCUACGGACAACGGGUGCGAGUGUUUUCUGUUUACUAUUUGUGGACCGUUUAAGUAGUAAAAUAGUACAACAUUCUUUCCAAAUUUAUUGUUGUCUAAUCAACAUAUACUAGUUAAUUCGAAUGACAGUUUAAGACUCCUUAGACCACUCUCUCCCCACAACGCCUCUUCCCUACAACGCCUCCUCCCCACAACGCCUACUUUAUCGGCACCUACUCAAAAUAAUCUGAAAGCUCUGGCUGUAACAAACUUGGUCUCACAGCUUGUCUACAAGAUGUAUUCGCACUUUUUUCUUCCCUUCGAUGUCCAUAUUACAAAUCUUUGACUGUGUUGAAAUAUGAUUUUGGACUCUUUGUGGUUACUUGAGUGUGGGGUGAGUGUAGGGCAGUUAAACAAUGGGAAAUGACCAGUGCUGCUUUGUGCGCACUAUUUGCCUGUGAAGCGGGCCUUUUAGAACCAGAAAUCGGGCUGAAGCACGCGCUCGUUCCACUGAUAUCAGUGGUUCGUUCUUUUGAUUUGGCAAAAGAAGCACGACAAAUGGGUGAAAUGGCAAAAUUCGCUCGGUGCCGGGUUGCAAAAACAACUGCAAACUGCUCUAAUUCUUUCUGUCACUUUCAUUUGAUCCGCGAGUCCGCCUCAACGGCCUUUGAUCUCCUUUUUCAGGGCAAGGUUUUGAUCGUCAUCUGUUUGGUCUACGUCACAUUGCACAAUCAUCAAGCAAGGUACCUAAGAUCUACCAGGAUCCCUCAUACACCCGUCUUAACCAUAUCAUUAUAUCCACUAGUACCCUCUCAAGUCCUAGUGUCUUAAUGGGGGGUUUUGCGCCUGUGGUACCUGACGGACUGGGUAUAGGGUAUAGUAUAUUUGAUGAUAGUCUUGGGUGUAAUGUUUUAAGUUACGGACUGCCGACUGACGUCCGAGGAUUUCUCGAGUGUGUACGAUCUAGUCUCGAGGACAUCUACGAAGUAUUGGAAGGACGAAAUUUUAAAAAUAAAUCUGGGUGAUGAACCCAUAACUAACUGGCCGGGAGGGUUGCUGUUGAUUUGUGCGCAGGCGCAAUAUACUACGAACGGAACUGCUUUUAUUUGAAAAUAAUUAAAUUCGAAAAUAGAUUAAAGUUCGAAAAUAACUUAAUGUAUGUGAAAAUGGGCCCGAAAGGUGGGGAGUAGCUAUGCCUGCAUUCAGGUUUUUACGGCUGUAAAAAUGAAAUUUAUUUAGUGAUAACUACAGUGAAGCACGCAAUUUGAUUGGUCAAUAGCCGUGCAGGAUCAGGCUAUCCUGCACGAGGAAUUAAAAUGCCUUCGCGGGAUUUUCGCGG
This is a messenger RNA of Paramuricea clavata, 1880 nucleotides long. The record is from the annotation of a GenBank genome assembly. NCBI's taxonomy places the organism in Eukaryota, Metazoa, Cnidaria, Anthozoa, Malacalcyonacea, Plexauridae.